AUGACGAAAGAGAAGCUGGGUGAGAUCGGCUACGACAGCGGAGCAAAGCUCAUGGCCCGUGGGUCAUCAGCUCUUCACGACCACGUGGCCAGUCGGUUGGAGCGAUCACUUGGCAAACAGCUUCCCCAAGUGGAAGUGAGAUUCAAGAACCUUUCCCUCUCUGCGCGAGUUAUUCUUCAAGACGAUACGACCAGCAAGUCGGAGCUCCCAACGCUGUUUAAUGUGACCAAGACGGGGCUUCAAAAAAUGUUCGCGAAGAAAAAUAUGGUGGAGAAGCAGAUCCUUCGGCCUGUUAGCGGCGUCUUGAAGCCAAGUACGAUGACUCUAGUGCUGGGGCAGCCUGGCUCUGGCAAGUCGUCGUUGAUGAAGCUGCUAAGUGGUCGCUUUCCGGUGUCCAAGAGCGCUAAAGUGGAAGGAGAGGUGACCUACAACGGCAUAUCUCAAGAAUCGCACGACAAUCAUCUGCCCACUCUGAGUGUGAAGGAGACACUGGGGUUCGCACACGCCUGUAGCGGUGCCGAGCUGUCCAAGACCGAUGAGCAGCAAUUUGUGCUUGGGUCGGACGAAGAGAAUAAAGCCGCCGUGGAUGCAGCUCGAGCUUUACGUAAGCACUAUCCGGACGUGACAAUUCGCCAAUUGGGACUCGAGAACUGCCAGAACACGAUCGUGGGGGACGCCAUGCUGCGAGGCGUUUCUGGAGGGGAACGCAAGCGUGUGACCACGGGGGAGAUGGCAUUUGGCAACAACUACGUCAUGUUAAUGGAUGAAAUCAGCACCGGACUCGACAGUGCGGCGACGCUGGACAUUGUCUCGACAUUCCGUAGUAUGGCCAAGAAGUUACGACGGACUGUCGUCAUCUCUCUACUGCAACCGUCCCCCGAGGUGUUCGCCUUGUUCGACGACGUGAUGCUGCUGAACGAUGGCUACGUCAUGUAUCACGGUCCGCGUGAGCAGGCUCUGGACUACUUUGAGAGCUUGGGGUUCAAGUGCCCUCCUAACCGCGACGUGGCGGACUUUUUGCUGGAUCUAAGUACCAACAAACAGCACCAUCGCUUCUACCUGGCCGUUCUGCUUGGUCUCUUACACGGGAGCACGUUCUACCAGUUCGACGAUGUGAACUCGCAAGUGGUUAUGGGCAUCGCCUUCGUGACCAUCAACUUCGUGGCGACGAAUCACAUGUCGCUCAUCCCAGUGGCCAUGGGCAUGCGAGACGUACUGUACAAACAGCGUGGAGCCAACUUCUUCCGCGUGUCCUCGUACGUGAUCGCCAGGUUCGUGAGCUACACCCCCGUUGGUCUCAUGGAGGCGCUUGUCUUCGGUUCCUUCAUGUACUGGAUGUGCGGGUUUGUCCCGACUGCGGCCGGCUACUUCUUGUUCGAGCUCGUGCUGUUCUACUUCUGGCGUUUCAUAGACUCGGGAAACACCACUGCGAGUGGAGAGAGCACUGUCAUCAGUGACGAGGCCAUCACAGCAGAGGGCGACUAUGGGCUAAUGAAGACUCCGAAGGGAGGCAGCAGUAAUGAGGCAAGUAAAGCGGCUAUCGCUGCUCAUGGACGUGAUCGCGGGUCGAAGACGGGAGGGAAGAUCCGUGGAGAGAUCCUUCUAAAUGGCCACCCAGCCAUUGAGCUUGCUUUCCGGCGAUCGACGGGCUACUGUGAGCAGAUGGACAUCCACUCGGACGCGUCUACCUUCCGUGAAGCCCUGACUUUUAGCGCCUUCCUUCGUCAAGGCGCGGACAUUGCUGAUAGUCAGAAAUACGACUCGGUGAACGAGUGUCUGGAGCUACUGGACUUGAACCCCAUCGCGGACCAGGUGAUUCGUGGCAGCUCCAUGGAGCAGAUGAAGCGCUUGACUAUUGGCGUGGAGCUGGCAGCGCAGCCCAGUGUGCUGUUCCUGGACGAGCCGACGAGUGGUCUGGACGCCAGAUCCGCCAAGCUCAUCAUGGACGGCGUCCGUAAAGUGGCUGACACUGGACGGACCAUCGUGUGUACCAUUCACCAGCCGUCUGCCAUUGUCUUCCAAGUCUUUGACAGCUUAUUGCUACUAAAGCGAGGAGGAGAGAUGGUGUAUUUCGGUGAGCUCGGCUCGAGAGCUUCCGAGCUGGUCAACUACUUUGAGGCGAUCGAAGGAGUGGCUAGCCUUGAACCGGAUUAUAACCCAGCCACGUGGAUGCUCGAGGUCAUUGGGGCAGGAGUUGGCAACGCAAACGCGGAUACGACGGACUUUGUUGCGCUCUUCAAGGACAGCGAAAAGAACCGCCAGCUGCAACUCAACUUGGAUCGGGAAGGCGACGUUCCUGACCAAGCGGUUCUUCGAUUCGUACUGGCGGACGGCGUCGUACAAUUUACACGAUUCAUCAUCUCGAUCAUCCUGGGUCUCGUCUUCGGUAUCACUUACGUCGGAGCGGAGUACAGCUCGGACCAGGGUCAGACGUACAACGCCUUCUGGUACUUCGUUGGCUCCACGGUCGUCGAGAUCCCCUACUGCUUCUUCACUACGCUGAUCUUCCUCGUCAUCUUCUUCCCCAUGGUGGGGUUCACAGGGGUGGGAAGCUUUUUCGCCUUUUGGUUCUGCCUGUCACUGCUAGUGUUGCUGCAAAGCUACUUUGGCCAAGUGUUGAUCUAUCUACUGCCCAGUAUGGACGUGGCGUCCGUGUACGCACUAAAUUUCAACUCGGUGCUCAUCCUGUUCACCGGUAUGAAUCCCCCAGCGGCGUCACUACCGCGCGGCUACGUCUGGCUGUAUCACGCCCUCCCCAACAAGUAUACAUUCGCAAGUCUAACCGCGAUUGUGUUUGCUGCUUGUGAUGGCGAUGGAGAGGGCCCUGGCUGCCAAGUGAUGAGCGGAACGCCACCAACUCUUCCGGACGGCACAACGGUGGAAGAGUACAUGGAUAGCUUGUUCUUGAUCAAGCACAGCGAGAUAUGGACCAACUGUGGAUACGCGUGGCGUGGAUCGUCUUACUACGGGUGGUUGCUCUUGUAG
Phytophthora infestans T30-4 is the source of this 2985-nucleotide messenger RNA. Its product is annotated as ATP-binding Cassette (ABC) Superfamily. The record is from RefSeq and is a predicted model, not a curated record. Gene Ontology annotation, molecular function: ATP binding; ATP hydrolysis activity; ABC-type transporter activity. Lineage: Eukaryota; Oomycota; Peronosporomycetes; Peronosporales; Peronosporaceae. The transcript has 7 exons. Bases 1 to 2985 code for a protein of 994 amino acids. Gene Ontology annotation, cellular component: membrane.